AAAUAUAUUUACUUUUCUUUUCUUAUUCUCAUUGUCCGAAUCCACACGAAGCUCAAAACUGAAGAAAAAGGUCAUCGAGUUCACACUUAAAAAAAAAAAAACUCUGCAUUUCAACAGAAUUUCGUUUCUCUCACUCUCUCGAAAAUUUCAUAUUUUUAUUUCCAAAAUUUUAUUUGGAAUGAGCAACCGGUAAUCGACGGCUGUAAAUUGAGUGAUCUUUUUCUCCCUUAUAAUUUGCCUGCAUGCGUGACCACCGGGACCGGCGCCGGCUGAGACGAAAUCGACCAAUCUAUGGUGUUUGGUGGGAUUAAAAUCCUAGUUUUUGUUGCUUUCUCUGGAUGUGUAUUGUUGGGUGCCGGCUAAAUGCUUGUUGUUGGGGGUCUAGGGUUUCAAAGCUUGGUUCUCCUGGUUUGUUUUUUCGUUCCGGUGAUCGGCUUUGUCAUCCGCCGAAAAUGGAGGCUUUCUGUAUCCAGGAAGGAAGAGAUCAGGAGGCUGGUCCUUUUGGCCUCCGAGGAGGCGGCUAGGGCUGAGCUCGAGGCGAAUGCAGAAUACGGUUACGGCGUCGUUUCCACGGUUGCUCUGAAUCAGUGCGUCGUUUGUUAUUUCCCCACCACUACACGCUGUGCUCGAUGCAAAGCGGUUCGUUACUGUUCUGGUAAAUGUCAAAUUAUUCACUGGAGACUAGGACACAAAGAGGAAUGUCACCCUCCAUGCCCAACUCAGAAUAAUUCUGAUGUAGAAAGUGAUUCUGACCAAAAGCUGAGCAAAGAAGAGUACGCUGAAGUUUAUGAUGACAAUUUAGAAGGCACAAAACAAGAUAAACCAAUCAAAGCAUUUCCUUCAGAACCUUCACACCCUAGUCAUGCUUUUUCCCCUGAAGUGCCGCACGAGAAGGAUGAUGGUAGUGAAACUGAGUCUCUUGACAGUGAGAAAGGGACAAAUUCUAUCUCUGAAUCAUGCUCAACAUCAUUUUCUGGAUUUUCUACUUCAACCCCAAGUAGUGAAAUGGCUGAUGAUGUUUCUAUCAGUGAGAGCAUUAGUUCAACAGAGACUGACAAAUCAGAUGGACACUUAUCUGUUGACGGUGAUACACUUCAUACAGCUUUUGGUGCGAAGGAUGCAAUUCCCUCGGAGCCAUUAUCUCCAAAAUUUGCUAGGUUGGUUAACUCUAUAAAUGGUUUUACUGCUAGUGAAAUUAUGAGUGAAACAAAAACUAGAUCCAGUGAUGGAGAGCAGGAGCAGCCUACUUUUCCUCCACCUUUCAGAAAUAGUGCUGGUCAUGAUGGUCCCACAGUUGAGUCUUGUGAAUCAUCUUCAGGUUUUUGGGAGAGAGCUCUUGAUUCUUUUGACUCAGAUAAUACCCAUAAUGAGAUUGAUGAUACAUCUGACUCCAAUGUACCUGGUGGGAGCAGGUCAUCUACUGGAUCUUCCAAAAGAUUUACCACAAUGGAGGAUCCUUCAUCAGAUGCAUUGCUUAUUAAGAAGGCUCUUAAUCGAUCAGAUUUAUCAGAAAAUACUGAUUUUCAUGUAUCUAUGGUCAAGGACAGUGAAUCAUCUAAGAAUAGGGAUGGUGAAAGUAGAUGCAUUUCACGUGACUUUAAGCUGGGGGAAGUUAAAUCAGUGCCUCCCAGUAAUGAAAGAGCUUCCAGAUGUACCAAUUCAUCAAAUGCUAGUAAACCAUCCACGCCUAUUCAGAAGUUAGAUCAUGUUGUCAAUGACAAAAAGAACACUUCGAAUCUGUUGAAGUCAAGAGAUCGUGAUUCAUCUAGUUCUUCUUGUUUGUCAUCUAGCAAUAAGGAUUCUACAAUUUCAAGGUCAAAAGCUGAAGUUGAUUUUGUCCAAGAUAAUGUUACUGUUUCAUAUCAGGUUUCAAACCCUCCAAAUGUCAAGAAUGGUUUGAAAACCUCGGUUCAGAAAGUUGUUGAGCAGUUCAAAGGAUCCAAACCAUCAAAGCAGAAUUCAUUAGGGCUGGGGAGUGAGAUAGCUGGAAGAUACAGUGUUAGUGACAAGGGGAUCUUCCCUUAUGAGUCAUUUGUGAAGUUAUUCAAUUGGAACAAGGUGGAGCUGCGCCCGUGUGGCCUUAUAAAUUGUGGGAAUAGCUGUUAUGCGAAUGCUGUGCUUCAGUGCUUGGCAUUCACUCCUCCAUUGACUGCAUAUUUUCUUCAAGGACUCCAUUCUAAAACUUGUAUAAAGAAGGAAUGGUGUUUCACGUGUGAGUUUGAAAGUUUAAUUUUGAAGGCAAAGGAGGGAAAAUCUCCAUUAUCACCUAUUGGAAUACUAUCCAAGAUCCAAAAUAUGGGAAGUCAGCUUGGUAAUGGGAGGGAAGAGGAUGCACACGAGUUUCUAAGGUAUGUGAUUGACACUAUGCAAUCUGUUUGCCUUGCGGAACCUGACACAAGUGCAUCAGGCCCUUUGGAAGAACAAACUACUCUAAUUGGUCUUACAUUUGGAGGGUAUCUUCGAUCAAAGAUAAAAUGCAUGAAGUGCCAAGUAAAAUCUGAGAGGCAGGAAGGCAUGAUGGACCUUACAGUUGAGAUUGAAGGGGAUAUAGGAACCCUCGAAGAGGCUCUUAAAAAAUAUACAAGUACAGAGACUUUAGAUGGUGAAAACAAGUACCAAUGUUACAGAUGCAAAUCUUAUGAGAAAGCCAAAAAGAAGCUGACAAUAUUGGAGGCUCCCAAUGUCCUCACUAUUGCUUUAAAGCGAUUCCAGUCUGGAAAAUUUGGGAAGCUUAAUAAGCCAAUACGGUUUCAAGAGAUCCUGAAUUUGGCUCCAUUCAUGAGUGGCACAAGUGAUAAAUUGGCUAUUUACAGGUUAUAUGGGGUGGUUGUUCAUUUGGACGUUAUGAAUGCUGCAUUUUCUGGACACUAUGUGUCCUAUGUUAAAAAUGCGCAGAAUAAGUGGUUCAAGGUUGAUGAUAGCACGGUAACAGCAGUGGAACUUGAAAAGGUCCUGAGCAAGGGAGCGUACAUGCUUCUUUAUGCAAGGUGCUCACCAAGGGCCCCAAGAUCGAUAAGGAACAAAAUAGUGUCUCCUGAUCUCACAGCUAGAGCUAUGCCUUCUUGGAUUGGUGGGAAAACUACUGCAUUUAAAUUAAAAUCCACCACAAUUUCAAGUAUAGCCCAAGUAUUACCCAAUUUAAGUCCCCCCGAAGGCUCUGCCCAUAAUUAUGACUCAUUUUAUUCAAAGUUCAAUCGGCUGCAGAGGAUUUUAGAAGAGGAUUCAAGUGACAGCUCUUCUCUCAUCAGUAAUAAUUCCGAUGAAGGUUCCUGUAGUACAGAGAGUACUCGUGACUCUAUUAGCACUGAUGAGUUCUCUGAGUACAUAUUUGGGGAGUCAGGACGGGGCUUGAGCAGCCCAUGGAGGAACUCUCCUGAUUCUGACACUUGUUCGUCAUCCUCUUCCUCCCCCUUGUACUCAAAGCAUUCUCGCCUUUCUGAUUUGGACCGAUAUGAUUCAGUUUUCCCUGGAACCGGAGGGCAUCAAACUGGUUGUGCUGACGAUGGUGGUUGGAAUGAGAAGAGUAGUGGGAGUGGCUGGGCGGUGGGUUUGGAAGGAGAAGGAAACGUUCCCUUUUUGCGUUCGGACACUAAUAGUCAAUGUAGAAAGUUAGGGAGUAGUAGUAAUAUUAGGCCUAAAACUGACUUCGAGAAAGUAGAAUCCGAGUCUUUAAACGAUGUAAAAUAUGAUGUAUCGUUUAGGAGAUCAACUAGGGAAAGAACAAAUAACAUUUGAUAUAUAUUUAUAUAUGUAAUAUUCAGGUACAGAGCCAGAAAUAAUAAAUUUUGAGGGAAUGUAUGUAAUGUAAUGUACCCAUUUGCUGGUUUUAUCAUACGAACCAGCUAUUGUCAUUUUCUUUAUUAUUAUUCUGAAAUUACUUUUUCGAAAUGGAUAA
This is a messenger RNA of Cannabis sativa, 3895 nucleotides long. Its product is annotated as ubiquitin carboxyl-terminal hydrolase 16. The record is from RefSeq and is a predicted model, not a curated record. Gene Ontology annotation, cellular component: cytosol; nucleus. Lineage: Eukaryota; Viridiplantae; Streptophyta; Magnoliopsida; Rosales; Cannabaceae. Bases 364 to 3735 code for a protein of 1123 amino acids. Gene Ontology annotation, biological process: protein deubiquitination. The transcript has 11 exons. Gene Ontology annotation, molecular function: cysteine-type endopeptidase activity; cysteine-type deubiquitinase activity.